AUAACAAUAAUAAUAAUAAUAAUCAACAAAAUAAUCCAUAUCCAUCAUUAUCACAAUUAGAAUCAUAUCGAAUUAAUAAUAAUCGAUUUAAUUCGAAUGUAGAUCAUACAUAUAAUUUUUAUACAACUAAUCCAUAUCAAUCAUAUAUGCCAAUUAGUAGAAUUAUUAAUCUAUCUUAUCCUUCUUCUAAUAUACAUGAAAAUAAAUGGAAUACUUAUUUAAAUCGUGUAAAUAAUCAAUAUAUCAAUCAUAGUUCUAUUAAUCAUAUAAGUAAUAGUAAUAUUCAUAGUAUUAAUCAAUCACAUUAUACCUCUAUACCAAAUAUUUUUCCUAAUUUAGUAUCUAAAUUAUCAUCACCUUUUUCAUCGACAUCAUCAUUUUCAGAAUCUAAAACAUCAUUAAGUAUAGGAUAUACUCCUGAAAUAUCACAUCCUUUUUUAGCCGGUGAAUCACAAACAGAACAAAUUUUAAAUUAUAUAUUAACUAAUUAUAAAUCACAUGAAAGACCAAAUGAAAAUUCUCAAGAUCCAACUAUUGUUAGUGUAUUCAUUCAUAUUAUAGAUAUAUCAUCAAGUAAUGUAGUACAAAUGGAGUAUACAAUUAAUUGUUAUCUACGUCAACAAUGGUAUGAUCCACGUUUAUCAUGGGAUACUAAUAUUCAAUUAAGUAAUAAUAUUAAAGAAUUAUUAUUAAAUCAACAAAAAAAUCAAUUAUGGCUUCCUGAUUUAUUUUUUCGUAAUGGUAAAUCAGGUUUUUUACAUGAUAUGUCACAACCAAAUUAUUUAUUACGUGUUAAAUCUAAUGGACAAGUAUUAUAUAGUCAAAAAAUUACAAUGACAUUAUCAUGUCAAAUGUAUCUACGGAAAUUUCCAAUGGAUAAACAAGAAUGUACAGUUAAUAUUGGUUCAUAUGGAUAUACAAUUGAUCAAUUAAAAUUUAUAUGGCAUCAUGAUAAACCGGUCACUAUAUCGAAUAAUUUACAAUUAUUAGAAUUUGAAAGUCCACAUGGUGCAUAUACUUUGGAUUGUACAAAAAAUGGUACAACAAAUACUGGAACUUAUAGUUGUCUAUUAUUAAUUAUACCACUUCGACGAUUAAUUGGUUCUUAUAUUGUUACAACUUAUAUUCCAGAAGUUUUAAUUGUUAUGGUAUCAUGGUUAGGAUUUUGGAUUGAUAUUAAAGCAGUACCAGCUAGAGUAACAUUAGGUUUGUUAACAUUACUUGGUUUAUUAACUGAAAGUAGCAGUGUUAGUUCACAAUUACCUAAAGUAACCUAUUUAAAAGCAAUUGAUGUUUGGUUAACUGUUUGUUUAUUAUUUGUCAUCGCAGCAUUAGCUGAAUUCGCUUAUGCUUAUUUAAUGACACCUAAAAAUGACAGUCCUGAAUGGGAACCAGAAGUGAGAGAUUUAGUUAAAACUUUAUUAGUAAAUUAUACUGGUGAAAUUCGAUGUUGUUGUUGUUUCACAAAGAAUCGACAUCAUAAACCAAUUUUCAAAGAUAAUAAUAAUAAUAAUCAAAGAUCUCAGUCACAUCAACCACGAUCCUACAUAGAUAGUACACAUAAAAAAUUAAAUUCACAUACAAGAGAUAUUGAAUCUGAUCCUGAAUUUACAAUGAAAUCAAUGAAAAAAUCAAGUAGAACAAGUAGAUCAAGGCAUAUCAAAUCAACAAAUCUACGUUGUAAAGUUUGUGAAUCAUAUCAACCAGUAUGUUGUACUUGUCCAGCUUGUGCUCGAUUGAAAUGUCCUGAAGCACCAAGAAAAAAACCAACACAAGCAAAAAUAUCAACAAAACAAUCAAAGUCAAUAAAUCAUAAUGAACUAAGAAAAAUCAAUAAGAUUAAAUCAAAUUUAAUCGAUUAUCCUAAAAUAAUAAAACCAAUAAAAAAAACUAAAUUAAUCAAUGAAAAACAAUUACAAUCAAUAAAUAUUGAUUCAUGUCAUGUAUUUAUUCAACCAUUCAAUAAUGAAUUAUUAUUAUUAAAUAAACAACCUAAAAAGUCUGCAUUAAAAGUAAAACAAUCAACAAUAUACAAUAUAAACAAUAAUGAUAAUAAUAAUAAUUUAAUCCAUUCAAAUAAAGAAUUAAAAAUUACUACAUUUUUAGAUCAUGAAAAGAAAAUAUAA
Molecule: messenger RNA, 2126 nt
Organism: Schistosoma mattheei
Lineage: Eukaryota; Metazoa; Platyhelminthes; Trematoda; Strigeidida; Schistosomatidae
Source: the annotation of a GenBank genome assembly